Messenger RNA from Neofelis nebulosa (Clouded leopard), 619 nucleotides. RefSeq names its product procathepsin L-like. The transcript has 5 exons. The record is from RefSeq and is a predicted model, not a curated record. Bases 141 to 539 code for a protein of 132 amino acids. NCBI's taxonomy places the organism in Eukaryota, Metazoa, Chordata, Mammalia, Carnivora, Felidae.
AUGUGGUGGAGGCGGGGCCAGCAGGGUAGAAUUCCGGGCGUUAAAUGGGAGGUUUAGGACCCACCAUCAGGCUGUGAGACCCUCGGAUCUGCGCCUCUGAUUGUGCCUGUCCAGUUGCAGCUGCCACAGGUUUUUGAAACAUGCAUCCUUCACUCUUCCUGGCCGCCCUUUGCCUGGGAAUAGCUUCAGCUGCUCCACAAGUCGAUCCAAAUUUAGAUGCACAAUGGUUCCAGUGGAAAGCGGCACAUGGGAAAAUAUAUAAUGUGGAUGAAGAAGGAUGGAGGAGAGCAGUGUGGGAGACGAAUCUGAAGAUGAUUGAACAGCACAAUCGGGAAUACAAUCAAGGGAAACACAGCUUCACAAUGGCAAUGAAUGGCUUUGGUGACAUGAAGACCAAUGACGAAUUCAGGCACACAAUGAAUGGUCUUAAAAUCCAGAAGGGUAAGAAUGGAAAAGUGUUUCAAAUACCUUCGUUUGUUGGUAUCUCUGUACCUGUGGACAGGAGAGAGAUGGCCGAUGGAAAAACAGGGGACACUUGAUGUCAUCGAGUGAAAGUGGCACUGAAGAGUAAAGAACAUGUGAAUAAUCACAAGUUAAAUAAAAAGAGAAGGAAGCAAAA